Lathyrus sativus (Indian pea) is the source of this 2718-nucleotide messenger RNA. The record is from the annotation of a GenBank genome assembly. Lineage: Eukaryota; Viridiplantae; Streptophyta; Magnoliopsida; Fabales; Fabaceae.
AUGGCUGUUAAAUCGCAUAGCACCAACAAUUUUCUAUCGUUAAGUUCCUCGAAUUGCCGGCUUUCAAAUGGUUCCUAUUGUGUAGGGAGGAAAGUGUCGGACUUGCAUUGUCUACUAUUUAGUAAAUGGAGCAGGACACGAAAGGGAUGCCUGAUACAGCAUGAUUUGCUAUCAUUGAGUAAUGGUCAUGGUUCGGCAGGCUGUAAAAAAUACUAUUUAACAUUUUCUAAGGCUGGAAGGAGUUUACACUUGUUCCCAUUUGCUACCUCUGAUGAUGGUAUGGCUGUCAAUGGGAGUCCACUAGCUGACACCAAUGCUAACCUUGAAAAAAUGAGGGUCAAACUGGAUAGUUCACUUGAAGAUGAAAACUUUUAUGAUGGACUUGUUCAAGCUUUAAACGAUGCAGCCAGAGUUUUUGAGCUAGCAGUUAAAGAGCAUAAAUCGUACUCACGGGUAUCCUGGUUUUCAACAGCUUGGCUUGGGGUAGACCAAACUGCAUGGAUGAAGGCAUUGUCAUGUCAGGCUGCCGUGUACUCCUUAUUGUAUGCUGCAAGUGAAAUUUCAUCCAGAGGUGAUAGCAGAGAUAGAAAUGUCAAUGUAUUUGUUCAAAGGAGUUUGCUAAGGCUAUCUGCUCCCUUGGAGAGUUUAAUUCGAGAGAACUUAUCAGCCAAACAGCCUGAAGUAUAUGAAUGGUUUUGGUCUGAGCAAGUUCCAGCUGUAGUGACAUCCUUUGUUAAUAAGUUUGAAGGGGACGGACGCUUUACUUCUGCCAUUGCUUUGUCUGGAAAAACUAAGGGUUUAAGCAGUGCAAGUGAUGUAUCACUUCUUCUUCUUGCACUUACAUGCAUUGCUGCAAUUGCUAAACUUGGCACGGCAAAAGUUUCUUGCUCACAGUUCUUUUCCAUGAGCACAGAGAUAACUGGUAGUUUGAUGGACAUGCUGGUUGGUUUAAUUCCUAUAAGUCAAGCUUAUAAUUCUAUAACGGAUGUUGGUCUACACAGAGAAUUUCUUGUACAUUUCGGUCCCCGAGCUGCAGCUUUUAGAGCAAAAGAUGAGUGGGGUUCAGAAGAGGUUGUUUUCUGGGUAAAUCUGGUUCAGAGGCAGCUACAGCAAGCUAUUGAUAAGGAGAAAAUAUGGUCAAGACUGACAACAUCUGAAAGCAUUGAGGUUUUGGAGAAGGAUUUGGCUAUAUUUGGAUUCUUUAUUGCUUUAGGCAGAAGUACACGGACAUUUCUUUUGGCAAAUGGUUUUGAUACUCUCGAUGAUCCAAUUGAAGAUUUUAUCAGGUAUCUUAUUGGGGGCAGUGUUUUAUACUACCCUCCGCUCUCAUCCAUUAGUUCAUAUCAAAUGUAUGUUGAGGUAGUGUGUGAAGAACUAGAUUGGCUUCCUUUUUAUCCGGGAAUCACCAGCAUCACAAAACAGUUGCAUGGGCAUGAUAAACCAGAAGGUCCCCCAAAUGCCGAAGCAGUGACGCAAGCAUUUGAUGUUUGCUCUCAUUGGAUGCAGAGCUUUAUUAGAUACAGCACAUGGCUGGAGAGCCCCUCAAAUGUAAAAGCAGCUGAGUUUCUGUCUACAGGGAACAACAAGUUAAUGGAGUGCAUGGAGGAACUUGGAAUGAUAAAGGAUAAGACAUUGGAGAGUGAUACCAAGAAAAUAGUUGACAGACAAAGUUCCACAAUUCAGUCAACAAUAAAAGGGUCAGGUUCUUUUGAUGAGGCAUUGAAAAGUGUUGAAGAAUCUGUGAUAAAACUUGAAAAGUUGCUUCAAGAAUUGCAUGUGUCAAGCUCUAGUUCUGGAAAAGAGCAUUUGAAAGCAGCCUGUUCUGAUUUGGAAAAAAUACGGAAACUUAAGAAAGAAGCUGAAUUCCUGGAGGCAUCUUUCAGAGCAAAAGCUGAUUCCCUGCAAGAGGGAGUUAGUAGUGCUCAAACCAUCACACCAGUUGGUGAAGAGGACAAGCUAAUAAAAGGGAAAAGCAGAAAGAAUGACAAUGUAAGGGUGGACAGGAAUAAAAGACAAAUUGGAAAAUCUCGUGGAUUCUGGAGCAUCUUUGUACCUCCCGUCACCAGAAAGCCUGACCUGGAAGCAGAUGUGGAUGCAUAUGAAAAUUUUAUUGAACAGCCUGCACCAAAUGUAGCGGUUGAGGACCAAGAAUCCAAUGAAAUCCACCGCCUUGAGCUUCUAAGAGAUGAGCUGAUGCAACUUGAAAAAAGGGUUCAAAGAAGUGCCUAUCAAUCAGAAAAUAAUGAGGAUUUGAUGAUCAUUGACAAUGGUGCUCGCUAUAGUGGUGAUGCUGGAGAUGGUCAGAUAGCCAGAGUUCAGAAGAAAGAGAAUAUCAUACAAAAGUCUUUUGACAAACUAAAAGAAGCAGGAACGGAUGUUUGGCAAGGUACUCAACUUCUUGCUAUUGACGCUGGUGCUGCCACGGGCUUUGUCAGAAGGACCUUAAUAGGUGAUGAAUUGACUGAGAAGGAGAGGAAAGCACUUAAAAGAACCUUAACUGACAUGGCCUCAGUUGUUCCUAUCGGCGUUUUAAUGCUUCUUCCGGUUACUGCCUUCGGGCAUGCAGCCAUGUUGGCUGCUAUUCAGAGAUAUGUACCAGCUCUGAUUCCAUCCACUUACGCACCAGAGAGGUUGGAUCUCUUGAGGCAACUUGAGAAGAUGAAGCAAAUGACAAUCAAUGAUGUGGAUUCAGAUGAGGAAGUGGAUGAAGUUAAAUGA